Diabrotica balteata is the source of this 1193-nucleotide messenger RNA. The record is from the annotation of a GenBank genome assembly. Lineage: Eukaryota; Metazoa; Arthropoda; Insecta; Coleoptera; Chrysomelidae.
AAAGUGAUAUAGUUUUAAAACCAACAACUACAAUUAUGUUUUUAGUUUACAACAUCUUACCCAUUUUAAUCGUAGUAUCCAUAACAGCUAGUGAUAUAUGUACCAUUUCAAACUAUGAUCAAGUAGACGAAGCCCUUAGCAGUUGUAAAGAUAUAGUUAUUUCAAAUUUAACAGUACCGAGUGGAAAAACGUUAAACUUAAAUUUAAAGGAACGUUCGACAGUUACGUUUGAUGGUGUCAUUACUUUUGAGGUAUCUUUCAGAACAGGCUUUCUAGUGUCGAUUACGGGAGAAAACGUUUUGGUUCAAGGAGCUCCAGGUAGUAUUUUAAAUGGUCAAGGCGAAAAAUAUUGGGACGGUUUUGGAGAUAACGGAGUAGUCAAACCAAAAUUCUUUAGGGUAGCUACAACUGGUGGCUCUAUAUUAAAAAACAUCUAUUUAUUGAAUUGUCCACACUUUUGUGUGGGGGUUUAUGCCACAGAUGUUACUCUUACCGGAUGGACUAUUGAUGUUCUAGCUGGAAAUAUGAACGGAGGCCUUAAUACCGACGGUUUUGGAAUACAUUCAGGAAGAAAUAUAAUUAUACAAGAUUCUGUUGUAAUGAAUCAAGACGAUUGCGUAGUUGUCAAUUCUGGUUCUAAUAUGAUAUUUAGAAAUUUGCAAUGUUAUGGUACUCAUGGACUGAGUUUUUCCGUUGGUAGUACAACUGAAGAAAAUGCAGAGGCCGGCAUAGUUCAAAAUAUUACAUUUUUGGACUCUCUUGUUGCAAAUGGAUUGUAUGGAAUACAUAUAAAAACGAAGAAGGGAUCUGGAAUGAUUAAGGACGUUAUCUAUGAAAAUAUUCAAGUAUUAGGAAUCACAGAAGAUGGGAUUUACAUUAAUCAAGAUUAUGAAGAUAUAGGAAAUUAUUCUCGAGAAUUUCAAAUACAUAAUCUCAAAAUUUCGAACGUAUAUGGCUCUGUUCAAGGAUUACUGACAAGACCUAUUCACGUUGUUUGUAAUGAAAAUAAGUGUUCAAACUGGAGUUGGUCAAAUAUUAAUAUUGUGGGAACUGGAAAGAGCUACUGCAACUAUAUGCCAGAAGGAUUUAAAUGCUAGCAAUAAUUAUAUAGACAUUUUCAACAACUUCUCUUUCAGGUAUAUUUGGUUAUGAUUUAAAUAUAAAAUAAAUAUUACUUUUAUUGUUAUGUUAUA